This is a messenger RNA of Xenopus laevis (African clawed frog), 2046 nucleotides long. RefSeq names its product NIPA-like domain containing 4 S homeolog (gene nipal4.S). Gene Ontology annotation, molecular function: magnesium ion transmembrane transporter activity. Gene Ontology annotation, cellular component: membrane. The record is from RefSeq and is a predicted model, not a curated record. Gene Ontology annotation, biological process: magnesium ion transport; magnesium ion transmembrane transport. The coding region runs from base 125 to 1318 and encodes 397 amino acids. The transcript is spliced from 6 exons. Lineage: Eukaryota; Metazoa; Chordata; Amphibia; Anura; Pipidae.
GAGGAGCCAAUUGCUGAGUGCUGGGUAACACCCUAAUCAGGUGAGAGAAACUGCACUCAUGGAAUUAUAAGUGGCUGCACUUGGGAUGUUGAUCGUUUGACAACAGGACUCCUGGCCCCAUUCCAUGGCUCUCCCGUCAGAUCAUACCUGUGCCAAUGGCUCUCUAGUUGCAUUAAGCUGCCCGUCGCGCCAGGUGCUGUGCCGGAUCGAGAUCGACCUCUCCAUAAAUCAGAACCUGACGUUGGACAAUGGCUUGUCGCCUGCUGUAAGGCAAAACUAUGACUUCCUUGUCGGUUUGCUGUUGGCCGUGCUGUCCAGCCUCCUAAUUGGCACCAGCGUCAUCCUCAAAAAGAAAGGACUCCUUCGUCUGUGUCACCAGGGAGGGACGCGUGCAGGUGCUGGUGGACAUGGGUAUCUGAAAGACUGGAUGUGGUGGGCUGGACUAUUAACAAUGGGGGGAGGCGAAGCUGCCAAUUUUGCUGCUUAUGCGUUUGCACCUGCCACCAUUGUGACUCCCCUGGGGGCGCUCAGUGUCCUGAUCAGUGCUGUGAUGUCCUCAUAUCUUCUUGGAGAGCGUCUGAAUCUCUUGGGGAAGUUGGGGUGUACUCUCAGUGUCCUGGGGAGCACUGUCAUGGUCAUCCAUGCCCCUGAGGAUCAAGAGGUCACCACUUUAGAAAGCAUGACCCUCAAGCUGAAGGAUCCAGGUUUCAUAGCUUAUAUCGUUCUUCUGCUGGUCUGCUGCUUGGUUCUGAUCUUCCUCCUUUCCCCUCGUUAUGGCCACACCAACAUCCUUCUCUACCUGGCAAUCUGCUCACUUUUGGGUGCCUUCUCUGUGUCUUCUGUGAAAGGUUUAGGAAUUGCAAUAAAGGGCCUGAUCUCUGGACAGCCUGUUAUCACUCAUCCUCUGCCCUGGAUCCUCAUCCCUAUCUUGAUCUUAUCAGUGGUUACCCAAGUCAACUACCUCAACAAGUCUUUGGACGUGUUCAACACCUCAUUGGUUUUCCCCAUCUACUAUGUGCUGUUCACAAGUGUGGUUAUAGCCACCUCCCUCAUCCUCUUCAAGGAAUGGGUUUCCAUGUCUGCCUUGGAUGGGGUUGGAGCAGUCUGUGGUUUUCUCAUCAUCAUUUUAGGGGUCUUCAUGUUGCACGCUUUCAAGGACCUAGACCUCAGUCUGCAAAGUCUUCAGCAACAACUGCAGACACCCCCCCCUUUACCUCCACUCCACUUCUCCUCAAAGGAAGACAAGAUUUCGUUGAUGGACCAUAUGGAAAUAGAGGCCAUAGACGGCAAACCGAAGGUCUUUGUCAUUUACACUUAACAUUGGCCAAGACAUUUUAGCCUUCAAAGCUAAUGGAUUUAAGUUUUUAAAAGACACUAUGUACAGAAACUGUGAUGGAAUACGUGGUUGCUUUAUUCUGUUGGGUCGCAAAAAGCACAGAAAGACCACUAUUGGAGAUCAUCCCCCUCUUUUUCAAAUGCUAUAAUGGAAACCAGUUGGACAGUCUAUGUCAUAGCCCACAUACAAAAGCUUUGAUUUGCUAUGAAUGACAUCAUUCUGCCAGGAGCAUUUGUAAAUGUAUUUAAUUGUUAAUUCAGGCCAUAUUCUGUAUUGGACCCUCAAAUACCGCAGAGUAUAAAGGCAUAUCCAUUGGGUAUUGGUGGGUCGGUAUCUCAGUGAAGGUUCUCUUGUUAGAAUUGAACAUGUUGCUUGGUUUAAAUUGAACGGAUGAGCAUUAAAUGUUAUGCUUUUAGCAGAAGGACUGGAAUAAUAUGCAUAAUAUAUCAUGGCUAGCUGCUCUAGGUAUUGGGCAUUAAAAUGGGGCACAAAAUCUCUUGCUAGCUUGAUCUUUGCUUCAGCCAGAAUACCCGAAGAAGGAGCCUACCAUCUCCUUGUCCAGCCAUUACUAAUAUUUUUGUCACUAUUUUGUAUUUUUCUGGAUAGCCUUGAUAUCCUGUAUAGUUUUUUAUAUAUUUUUUGCUGUCUAAUUACUAAUCUAUUUUUAAAGCACUGUCCUUUUGUAAAGUAUAAAACCUUCCUUUUUUUUU